AGCACAGAAACAUAUGGCAAGUGAAAGUGUAGAAAAACGUUUAAAUAGCACUUUAAAUGAAGCAACUGAUUUGACAAAUAAAGCUAUUAAUAUCGAGGCCGUAAAUAAUUUUUGUGAUUUAGUCAAUUCUUAUCAAGAUGGUUGCAGAUUUGCUGCAAUCUUAUUGUCAAAAAAGUUGAAUUCUGAUAAAGAAUGGGAGAUAUUACAAACCAUAAGCGUGCUAAAAAUGGCUGCAGAGAAAUGUGGUUCAUCAUUCCAUAAAGAAAUUGGGAUGUUUAGAUUUUUAAAUAAUUUAAUAAAGCUGAUUUUUCCAAAAUAUUUAGGAAACUUAACCAGUGAAAAAGUUAAAACUGAAAUAUGUAAAUUAUUAUAUAGCUGGACUACGAGUAUCAAUGAACCAAAAAUUAUAGAAGCUUUUGACAUGCUUAAGCAACAAAAUUUAAUUCCUUUCGUCAUAUCAAGUGAUUUGCAAAACAUUCCAGCAUCUAAACCAGAAAUACCUACUGUAAGCUCACCAAAUUCCAGAAUGCAUAAUUGUUUAGAUAUAGAUGAUAAGACAUCCAAGAAAUUGAACAGACUGUUGAAGAGUACUUGUCCCGACGAUAUAAAGCUGGCAAAUCAAUUAAUCAAAACGUUAGUCAAAGAGGAUGAAUUGAAGACAUUAAAGAAAGUUGCCAGGAGUACCGAACUGGAGUUCAUAAACAGCAACGUUAGAUUACUCCAAGAAAUGCUUACAUCUUCCAACACUAACGAGAUAACUGCUCAAGACAAAGAACUCAUGCGAGAACUUUAUACAACUUGCGUGAACAAAAAAGAAAAAUUAGUGACCCUGGUGGACGAAGUUGAUGAUUCCGAAGAUUCGUUGACUGAGAUAGUAGGCAUACACGAAGAAUUGACACGUUGCAUCAGCGAAUACAAAUUAGUCAUGGUAGGGCAAGAGGAACACACUCAGCCCCCCGCAACUUUCGCCCCUCGUAUUCCUGAUAACGACUGCUCCCUCCUCAUGUCUUCUACCAUUAAUACCAAAGCAAGAAAUUCCAACGACAAUUCGCCUCCUACCCAUGGUCUUGAACAUGAACCAGCUAAUAAUUCCAACCACCAAACAAAUAACAGUCUUCUGGUAGACCUUGGAAACCCACAUUUAUUGCCCCCAUCACGCCCCGGGGGUGACCCUUUUGAAACCGAGGACAACCCCUCCUGCGCAAAUGCCCGAUCAUCAGCUGCGCCCGGAAAUAACAUGGGAAUUUUGAGUUUUGAUGAUGUGGAACAUGUUAAACCAGUCAAAGAUGCUCGACACGAUCAUUCCUUGCUAGAUAUCGUAGAUAUCGAUGCUCCAAACGCGUUACCCCUCGCCACGCCAUCCUCUCGCAUAGGUGAUUCUAAUCAUGACCUCAUGACAGUUACGAAUAAUAGCGCUCACAAACCCAAUUUGGAUUAUGCGGAUAAAAUUUUUGGCCCGAACUUAGAUAACUUGCUCGAGGGAGAAGACCUCGAGGAUGUAUCCUUGAUCAAUCGCCCCAGCAACGUUGAAUUAUUACAAAGAGACGGGAUUGAAAAUUAUGAUAACGUAGGAGGAAACUCUAGGGGUAAAACUCCAUAUCCCAAAUCGCCAGCUAUGGAAGAUUUAGGCGAUAUUUUUAGUAUUCGUACUCACCCCAUAACCGACCGCGCUGUAAAGAGUGCUCACGGAUCUCAACAUUUCUCGGAUCCGAAAAUGGCUCAUUUUUUCGCUAAUGGGACACUCGGUGGCAUGGGUCAAACGAAUUAUGAUACCUUGAUUGGCGACGCUAAGUCACGCGAAUUGAAGAAAGAACGUGGCAAACAUGAAAUCAAAGCUCUUUCCAUGUCUUCUACUCCUGUCUCUUUCCAAUAUCCAUACAACCUAGAAAAUGGUUUCGAAAAUUUAUUAACGACCUCUUCUUCCUCCGCAUUCAAGGAUAGAAAGGAAUAUAAUACGAUGUUUUCUCAUUCCGAAAUUGGGGGGAGAAGCGGAGGUGGCGGCGCCAUUAAAUCUAGUAAAAGCAGCAGCAACACGACGACCACCGCCAAUCAUCUUAACAACGAUUUCGGUAACUUCGCCGAGCUCACUAAAAUAGCCCUCGGUUAUGGGUUAAACUCUGGCCGCCCAUUUCCUAGUCGGACGCUUCCCCCAACGCUGAACGAAGAGACCGCUCCCGUAAAUGGGGGCGAUGCGAUUGGCGCCAAUGAUAUUAUUCCUAAGAAGGAAGUCAUCAAGUCCACCAUAUCGAAUACCGCUUUGAAACACGAAGAGAGUAAAGAUGGGUUCGACACGAGAAUUGAAAUUGGCGGGGAAAACGCGCGCUAUAUCAGAGAGGAUGGGACAAAAUGGGCGGAAACGGAAGCGGAAAUGUUAGAAAAAAGGAUGAAAUAUUUCGAAAAUUAUCUAGCUAAACUGGAAAACUUGGAGCCCGAUCUCGAUUUUAAUCCCGUAACUUUGUACGAUAAAGACCAGAUCAAAAUACUUCUAUCCAAAGCUCUCGAUUCUUCCAUUCCUCCUAUUAGUGUUAGCCAGAAACUGCCACCGAAAAUCGGUAUCUACACACUCUCCCUGAUUAGCGUCAACAAAUACCCCAUUUCUCAAAUACUCUUUAAGAUCGACCUAUCCAGCAGUUCGGAAUAUCAUACGACUUCCAAACAUCGCGUUUUGUCCAAAUUGGUACCUGAGGAGUUUUCUCUUCCCGCCUUCAAUCCCUUGUUUCCACCGCCAUCUUUCACAGCCGUUCUAUACGUUAGCCAAAUCGAUGAAAAUUUAUCGAACCAAAAUGAUGUCCCAAAAAAUUCUAAGCUGAAAAUGGAUAUGGAAAUUUCUUACAAAAUCAAGGAUGAAAAGUCCAAGGCUUCCAUCAUUCUAGCAAACACUCUAUAAAGGAUACGCGAAGAAGUGUUGGGGAGAAGGAGGAAAAAUUUUUUUGUUUUGUUUUAUUCCAAAUAUGACGUUAGCAUAGGUUUAAAAUAUUUUAAUGAUAUUUCAUGUAUUUUCGCUAAUUGUACCUUAAUACAACCUGCAAUAUGUUAUUUUACAAACUUAUUUUAAAAUAAAAAUGCUUUCAUGUUCCUCAAAACAAAUGUUUCUAUAGCCAAUUUCUCUGUAUUAUUUUUGUUCUAAUUUAUUUUUUUUAUUGAACAAAUUAUUUAAUAGUAUUUAUUCUAUUACAUAAAACAUAUUUAUAAUAA
This is a messenger RNA of Gordionus sp. m RMFG-2023, 3195 nucleotides long. RefSeq lists its product as uncharacterized. The record is from RefSeq and is a predicted model, not a curated record. Gene Ontology annotation, molecular function: phosphatidylinositol binding; small GTPase binding; ubiquitin binding. Gene Ontology annotation, biological process: intracellular protein transport; Golgi to plasma membrane transport; protein localization to cell surface. NCBI's taxonomy places the organism in Eukaryota, Metazoa, Nematomorpha, Gordioida, Chordodea, Parachordodidae. Gene Ontology annotation, cellular component: trans-Golgi network. The coding region runs from base 14 to 2887 and encodes 957 amino acids. The transcript is spliced from 15 exons.